Poecile atricapillus (Black-capped chickadee) is the source of this 3013-nucleotide messenger RNA. RefSeq names its product transmembrane protein 201 (gene TMEM201). The record is from RefSeq and is a predicted model, not a curated record. NCBI's taxonomy places the organism in Eukaryota, Metazoa, Chordata, Aves, Passeriformes, Paridae. Gene Ontology annotation, cellular component: nuclear inner membrane. Gene Ontology annotation, molecular function: lamin binding; actin filament binding. The transcript is spliced from 11 exons. Bases 500 to 2974 code for a protein of 824 amino acids. Gene Ontology annotation, biological process: nuclear migration along microtubule.
UGUUUUAACCACAAAAACAGCUACACAAUUUGAGGCUGGGUCAGUCUCGUAUUUUGCAGAGAUCUCAACCUCUUCCUUUCACAUAAAAGCACAGCACGAUGGUCAAACCAGCAGUUGUUUCCAGUUCUGUGAGACCAGCAGAUGCCAGCUGCGUGUGCUGAGGGAUCACAGAAUAAAUAAAUACUUUCCUUUGUUGGGGACAGCUCCUGCCCAGUGCCGGUUCUCUGUAGAGCCCGCUGGUUUCCAGCGUGUUGGUGCUGCUGGGGCUGGACCUGCUGCGGCCUUUGGAGCCUUUUCCCGUUCCGAGCUGGGGCUGAGGGGGCCGAGGGGCGGACACGGAGCUCUGCCGGCUCUGGCAGCGCCAGGCCCCAGGGAAGGACAAGCAUUUGUGUCAGGGGAGCCGUGUCAGGCUCUGCUGGCACUGCCCCGGCUCCCCAGGGACCGGCCACGGCCCCGAGGCUGCCGCAGCUCCAGGAGCGUCUGGGCAGCGCUGCCAGGGAUGCCCGGGCCGGGAUUUUGGGGUGUCUGUGCAGGGCCAGGGGCUGGGUUGUCCCUUCCAGCUCAGGAUGUUCUGUGCAGUGCCGGCCUGCGGCGGCCGCCCUUCACCGGGGCCCGUCCCUGUUGUCACACAGAAAGCGCCGCGUCCGAUCCCAGGAGCAGCGGCGUCCCCGCUGUGAGCUCCGGGCGCCGGGCCAGGCACGACCUCCCCGGGCCAGGCACGGCGGGCCAGGCACGACCUCCCCGGGCCAGGCACGGCGGGCCAGGCACGACCUCCCCGGGCCGCCCCCGCCCGCCGGGGCCGCGCCGGGCCCGGGCCACCCCCGCCGCCACGAUCUCGGCCUUUGCGGCGCUGACUCACGGCGGCCCCGCCGCACGACUCCGGCCCCGCCGUGAGUCACGCACCGCCCCCGCGGGCCGAGGGGCGGGCCGGGGGCGGCCGCGCCCCUACAAAGCGGCACCGCCAGCGCCGGGGCAGCGCGGCCGCUCCGGCAUGGACGGAGCCGGGCUGGGCGUCACCGCCUGCGCCGCGGCCGCGGGGCUGCUGCUCUACCGCAUCGCGCGGAGGAAGAAGCCCACACAUGUGACAGUGAACUGCUGGUUCUGCAAUCAGGACACGGUGGUGCCCUACGGGAACCGUAACUGCUGGGACUGCCCCAACUGCGAGCAGUACAACGGCUUCCAGGAGAAUGGAGACUACAACAAGCCCAUCCCUGCCCAGUACAUGGAACACCUUAACCACGUUGUGUCGGGCACUCCAACUUUCUGUGACCCUGCCAAACCACAGCAGUGGGUGAGCAGCCAAAUUCUGCUCUGCAAGAAAUGCAACAACCAUCAAACCAUGAAAAUCAAACAGCUGGCUUCAUUCUCACCAAGGGAGGAGGGCAAGUACGAUGAGGAGAUUGAGGUGUACAAGCACCACCUGGAGCAGACCUACAAGCUGUGCCGCCCGUGCCAGGCUGCUGUGGAGUAUUACAUCAAACACCAGAACCGGCAGCUGCGGGCGCUGCUGCUCAGCCACCACUUCAGGCGCCGGGAGACGGACAAGAGCUACAGCCAGAAUCUGUGUUCAUCCUCCUCUUCCACUUCCAUCACCACACCAGCUCAGGUGAUACUUCUGCGGUUCCUGGCCUUCCUCAGCUGCGCCUUCCUGGUUCUGAUGGCCUUGUACGGGUCAGGCGACCCCUUCUCCCUCAGCACAGCUGUCCCUGCUCCUGUCCCCUCUGGCUCCCUGCGGAACAGGACCAGCGAGGGCAGUGCGAGGGGCAGGGGCAGUGCCAGCUCCAGCUCGGGGCAGGGCUGGCAGGAGCUGCUCCACCUGCUCCCAGAGCACCUGCUGGAGAACCUGAGCGCGGCGUGGGCCUACGGCAAGAAUCACCAGAUGGCAGUGGCCGUGCUGGGGCUCUUCACCUGCCUGCUGGCCAUGUUCCUGGCUGGGCGCAUCAGGCUCCGGCGGAUCGAUGCGUUUGCCUCGGUGCUGUGGCUGCUGGUGAUGAGCCUGCAUCUGGCCGAGCGCUACCUGAAGACGGACAGGCCCAGCUGGCUGGACACGGCCAAGUUCAGCACCACGUCCCUGUGCUGCCUGGUGGGCUUCACCGCAGCCGUGGCCACGCGCAAGGCAACGGGCCAGCGGAGAUUCCGGCCCCGAAGGUACCUCUCUGGGGACUCCAUUACUGUCUUUCCCAGCAGCCCUGGCACGGCCUUCCCUUCACCUGCUACGUCUCUGUUUGUCCCAACACCACCCAGCAUCCUCCACCUGACAAACCAGCAGCUCUUCAGGUCCCCACGCAGAACUUCCUCAUCCUCCCUUCCCGGCCGUCUCAACAGGGCGCUCUCGCUGGGCACCAUCCCCUCGCUGGCCCGGGCAGAUUCUGGCUACUUGUUCAGUGGAAGCCGACCGGCCUCACUGUCAUCCCAGUCCAAGGAGUCCCCUGCAUCAGAUCCCUUGUCCCUGCUGUCCGGCAGCGCUGUCCCCUCCCGCAUCCCGUCCCCGGCGCCGUCGGUGGCCGGCUCGGUGGCCUCGGGCUCGGUGGCCUCCAGCUCGGGGUCGCUGCGCCUGCGCCGGCCGCUCAUCAGCCCUGCCCGCCUCAACCUCCAGGGACAGAAGCUGCUGCUGUUCCCGGCACAGAGCGAGGCCCUGCUCACCCCGAGCGGCUCCGAGGAGCAAACCCACUCCGACAGCAACACCUUCACCCCCGAGCUGCCCCGCUUGCCCAGGAGGAACCUCGCGGAGCGGGGAGCGCCUGAUAUGAGAUCUGCUGUGGAAGGGGCGAGUAUUUGCAGUGAUAAUUCCAUCAAGAAGGAGGAUCACUCAUCACACUCAUCUACCUGCGUGGUGGACACAACUACCAAAGGGGAAGAUUUGUCAGGUUGGAAAGGUCGCUUUGGUACCUCUGCUCUCCGGGGCUUGCUGGCCGUGAGCCUGACUCUCAACGCUGUCUUCACCUCAGCCUACGUCUACAGGAGCCUGCGCUGAUUUGUGCCAGCACUCCCUUUCUCUCUGGUUCCACCUGGU